UCGGGGGAUGAGCUUGGACGCAAAGAAAGUUUGACUUCAUCCUUCCCAGUUGAAGCUGAUUACCAUCAUCCAUCCCCAUAUUACCCAGAGAAACUCAGCCAGCACAUAUUUACAUACAAAACAGGGAGAAUGAACAUCAACAGACUGCCGAUCACCCAUCGAUCCUGGAUCCACUUUAACCCAAGACUCUCCUUCUCCGAAUCCAGGAACAUCCAUCGCCACCUCUUCAAGCGCCAGUUCUAUUACGAGUCCGUCGAUUACAACCAGUCCCGAUUCGUCCAACCACCCUUGCCUUCUGACUCCGACCCUGCCUCGAAAAUUAGGAUGAUUCUGUUGGGUGCUCCGGGGUCGGGGAAAGGAACACAUUGUACAAAGCUGAUGGAAACGUAUGAUAUCCAGAUGAUUGGGACCGGGGACCUGCUGAGAUGGAACGUUGACAACCAGACCGAGGUGGGCAAGGUAGCUGAAGAAUACAUCUGUAAAGGUGCUCUACUGCCUGAUGACAUUAUGCUCGAGCUAGUGAAGCCGGAGAUCAAGAAAUUGAAACACAGAAAUUGGAUCCUUGAUGGGCUGCCGCGAACCCGAUCCCAGGCCAUGAAGCUCGACGAAUUCCUAGCCGAAGAGCUCGCCGACCAAUUGAACUUAGUCGUGUCCUUGGAAGUCCCUGAUGAGAUCAUUAUCAAGCGCAUCACUGGCCGGUGGAUUCAUGGGCCCACUGGAAGGGUCUACAAUACAACAUACAACCCACCAUUGAUCGAAGGGAAGGACGACUAUACAGGGGACGCGUUGACGAAGCGGAAGGACGACACGGUCGAGGUGUUUGCCCAACGGCUGAAGUCCUUCCAUCUGCAGAACCAACCCCUGCUGGAUUACUACGACCCCCAAUUCGUCGUCUCCGGCCACCAUGAGCUCCGUAAACGCAAGAAACUCGUCCAUCUCUUCGGCGAUAGUAGCGAUCAAAUCUGGCCCGAAAUGCAAAAAGUUAUCCAACAACGUUUCCCAGAUGUCAUCCCUCGUACCAAGCCAAACAAGCCCAAUCAAUCCUAAUCCGCCGCGGAAAUCGCAUUGGCAUGUCGCUCGUUUAUCGUCCAACACUCAUUCACAUUCAAGGACAGAUUUCCCCUUGGUGAAAGGCAGUUUCUAUGAUCUGGAUUUCUCUAGAUUCGUGCCGGUAACCUUGUGUCCGCCCUGAAUCUCGAGUUCCUUCUUCUGGGCCAAUAGCAAGCACUCUGAUCUUUCUCUCCCUUGCUCUUCCUAUGAGCUAUUUUCUUCCUGCUUUUCUGAUGUAUAUACUAUUUAUUUAUACUAUAAAACAUGUACUUUCCGUUCAAGUCAUCAACCAAGACCUCGUUUUCUUUCCCCUUCCCCCUCUUUAUUGGUGUGUUUGUUUGAACUGGCAUGAUUUGUUCCAGAGACAUAUGUGUCUGUCAGUCUUACAUACUAAUACAGAAACCGUCUUUCUUUUCUUUAUAUCCGUCCUUGUUAUUGUUGUACGACGCAAUUGCAUCUUUAUUUCACUUCAUUUAUUCUUUCAGGGGGGGUUUUUUUUGAGGAAGGUAUUUGUCUCCUGAGGUGCGGUCGG
Messenger RNA from Puccinia graminis f. sp. tritici CRL 75-36-700-3, 1582 nucleotides. RefSeq lists its product as uncharacterized. Gene Ontology annotation, cellular component: cytoplasm. The record is from RefSeq and is a predicted model, not a curated record. The transcript has 7 exons. Gene Ontology annotation, molecular function: AMP kinase activity; ATP binding. NCBI's taxonomy places the organism in Eukaryota, Fungi, Basidiomycota, Pucciniomycetes, Pucciniales, Pucciniaceae. Gene Ontology annotation, biological process: nucleobase-containing compound metabolic process. The coding region runs from base 130 to 1047 and encodes 305 amino acids.